AUGCUAUUGAAAAGGCUUGCGCCGCCCAUGUCAUCAUUCGCUCGACAGGGCCUGGCGAGACCCAUCAGGCCCCAAGGGCGUAUCGUGCAAUAUGCUUGCAAGCGAUACAAUUCGAACCCCCAGAAUACUGGGCAGUACACGCCUGACCCCACAGAUCAAAAUGAUGGGGAAGAUGGCCAAGACCGUGGCCGCAAGAAUGAUGACCCCAACUUGAAAUCUACGAUUCUCAAGAUGCUUGAGACCGCUGCGACUACAGCAGCAUCGAUUUUUAUUCUAGGUGCUGCUGGUUAUUCAUACCACAAGUACUACAAGUAUUUGAUCCUGGACAAAAUGGACAAUGCGUUUAACCCAGGUGAUCCCGCUCUUGAGGUCGCCGGUGUUGUGGCUGGUAAGCAUGAGUACAACCAUGAGGAGCAUUGGGUCGCACGGGAUGAACAACCACGGAUUGAUAAUAUCGUUGCCGGGAAAAGCGCCGGGCACUACUAUCUAAUUGUGGGCGAGAAGGGCACUGGAAAGACUUCGAUGCUACUGGAAGCUAUGCGCAAGAUCAAUGGCACUGGUGUUGCUAUGUUCGAGGCGCAUGCCGAUCUUGAAAUUUUCCGCAUUCGUCUGGGAAAGGCAUUGGAUUAUGAGUUCCACGAAGAUUACAUUGGCAGUCUCUUCAGCAUCCGUGGUCCACGAGAUACUACUGCUCUAUUGGACAUCGAGCGGGCUUUCAACAAGCUUGAGAAAGUUGCGCUGAACCGCAGAGGUCUACAUGGCCGACCACUGAUUCUCAUCGUUAAUAGCGCCCAUUUGGUUCGUGAUGAUCAUGAUGGGCAAGAUUUGCUCGAAAUGAUCCAACAGCGAGCUGAGCAAUGGGCUGCAAGUGGGCUCAUUACAACGAUCUUGAACAGCGAUGACUACUGGGUAUACGAACGACUGAAGCGCUAUGCUACCCGGAUGGAAGUUAUUCCUGUCAGAGAUUUACCCAAGGAAAAGGCAAUGUCUGCCCUGAAGAAAUACCGCAGGCAGUUCUACCACGAAGAUCUGAAUUCUUCGACUCUUGAGCAAGUAUACCGGAAAGUAGGAGGACGCCUUUCAUAUUUGAACCGAGUGGCCAAAUCUCCCGAUGUCAUGAAUACUUGCAACGAUAUUUGCCAAGCCGAAAAGACCUGGUUCCUCAACAAGUGCUGGAUCCUCGGAAGAGAGAUGGAUGACGAUGUUAUGGAUGAACAGAAGUAUUCUUCUGCUGCAAUGGUUUUGGCCAAGGCUUUGGUUGACCAGGAGGAUGAGAUGGAGAGGAUCUAUCACGAUGAGACAGGCCACAUUUUGCCCGAAAUUCCUCUACACAAAGCACGUCAGAUUAUGACUCGCGCCGACUUUAUCCAGUCCUACGAUCAUGAUAACAUUUUCACUAUCGACUCACGAGCUAUGGUCCGUGCUGACUCGGUGCCGAUGCAGCAAGCAUUCCGAGAGAUUUGUGCUCUUGAGAACUUCGAUGACUAUCUCGAGGGAACUUUGGAACGCAUUGGAGAUAUUGAGUCUCUUGGUCGUACCCGUGAGCUUACUAUCAAGGACCUUUGGGAUUCAGGCAAGUACCGAAUCGUCGUUAAGGAUACCAGAGGUAAGGAGAGUGGAACCGUGGAAUUCUCCGUGGCUGAGCGUGAGGGGGAGCAAGAUGAUUAG
Molecule: messenger RNA, 1668 nt
Organism: Penicillium angulare
Lineage: Eukaryota; Fungi; Ascomycota; Eurotiomycetes; Eurotiales; Aspergillaceae
Product: ATP-binding protein
Exons: 5
Coding region: 1-1668 (555 amino acids)
Source: RefSeq, a predicted model, not a curated record